Osmia bicornis bicornis is the source of this 729-nucleotide messenger RNA. Its product is annotated as chromatin complexes subunit BAP18. Lineage: Eukaryota; Metazoa; Arthropoda; Insecta; Hymenoptera; Megachilidae. The transcript is spliced from 4 exons. Gene Ontology annotation, cellular component: MLL1 complex; NURF complex. The record is from RefSeq and is a predicted model, not a curated record. The coding region runs from base 95 to 586 and encodes 163 amino acids.
AGUUGUUUAAAGGAAGAUUCUGAGAACGACGCGAGAUGGCAAUAGCGUACAUUUGCUCGUCUGAUGGCGAAGUACGGGUACAACACAAAUUGACAUGAACUCUGCGAGCAAGGUUGGUGAAAUUUUCACUGCAGCCGGAGCAGCAUUUAAUAAGCUCGGAGAGUUGACUAUGCAAUUACAUCCUACGACGGACUCACCGGCAGGUAAAUGGACUGACGAGGAAAUUGAGAUGCUCCGUCACUCGGUAAAGACCUUCAGCGAAGAUUUGAACAAAAUAAGUGAGCACAUCAAGGGACGAACGGUCUCUCAGAUUCGGACAACGUUAAAGAAGAAAGCAUUCGAAGAAGCUGGAAUGCCGAUCAGACAACAAAUGUUAUCCCAACAGUCAACGCAACAGUCGACAGUUGUUCAACAACAGCAAGUAUCGAAACAACAAACGGCGAAUCAAGGGUUAAUGGGGAAAUCGGCGGAAGUAACGCUAAACAUGUUAAAUGCACCAGAAUCGGAAGUGGACGUUGAAGGAUUACCCGAAGAGUGUCAAGUGAAGCUCGAAUUCGAAGGCGCGACAGAAGAAGUUGCUUCUUAAGAGUGUAACCUCUUAGGAUCCAACUUUUCAUAUCCCAAACUCUAAAUUUAAGAUAAUUUUCAUAUAAAAUACAUUUAGCGUUAAGUUAUCAUUAUGUACAUUCGUUAAUAAGUUAUGUUUCUCAAUAAAUUUAUAAAAAUCAA